This is a messenger RNA of Chenopodium quinoa (quinoa), 1305 nucleotides long. RefSeq lists its product as uncharacterized. Bases 101 to 427 code for a protein of 108 amino acids. The transcript is spliced from 2 exons. The record is from RefSeq and is a predicted model, not a curated record. NCBI's taxonomy places the organism in Eukaryota, Viridiplantae, Streptophyta, Magnoliopsida, Caryophyllales, Amaranthaceae.
AGGUGCAUGCUCCACUCUAGUUUAAGUUGAACUCUCUAGCAAUUCUCAAAAAUUAUACAAAGUUAUUUUACUAGUUUUUGAAAACUUAGAACAAAGAAAAAUGAAGGUUGUGUCACCAAUGAUGUUGGCUCUUAUGUUAAGAGAGAAAAGACCUGCUAAUAAUACUAUGAUUAACUAUGAUUUUGUGAAAAAUAGGACUCAACAACAACAACAUAGAUUGAUGGUGGGAAGAGCUAGCAAUCGGUCCGGGGUCCAUGGCACUCAUCUACCUGCUACAGAUGACAUUGAUAAUGUGGAAGUGGAGAAGGAGAUCAAGAAAGGUAAAAAGGAUAAAGAGGAGAAGAGGAAAGAAGUUGAGGAAACUGUUGACUCACACCUUAGCCGUUCUGGUCAAGAUCAACACCCCAAGUCUUCCCCUACCAAAUAGUUCAAUUUCUUUUUUUCUUUCUUUUUUUUUUAAUUUAUUUUAUUUACAAAAAUCUUUUUCCAUUCUAGAAUAUGCAAGUUUCUUUGACUUAUCUAUGUUUGGCAUGCAUGUGCAUAAAAAAAGUCAUGCUUAACAAGAAAUUGUAAAUUUGAACCAAAUUUCUCCAAUCUCCAUAAUAUAAGAAAUAAUACUUGUAUGCUCUUUUCAUCUUUAUGGUUCAUAAAGGUGUGAAGGUUGACAGUCUAACACAUCGUGCUACCAUCAUAUUACACUCCGUAUAUAUAAACCAAGUAGUCCAUAUGUGAGUGCUUUAUACUUAAAAUCAAUUUGGAAUUAUUAAUUGUUGGAUCUCCAAUAAUUAUCAAUAUUAAUGAAAACAAAUCGAGCUCAUCAGAUAGAGGUAUGUAGUGUUCCUAGGUUAACACUUUUUUUUAAAAAAAAAAGAAAUAGAACUUGCAAAAAAAAAAAAAAAAAAAAAAAAAAAAAAAAAAAAAAAAAAAACACUAGGACUAGAGGUGACAAAUAGUUUGUUUAAAUCGGAUCUAUUCAUCAAUAGAUUAUACAUAUCUAGGUAAGGAAAGUUGCAAGUUGUCUAAGAUUAAUUCAGGUAAAUGUUGUAUAAAUUUGAGUAUAAGUUAGGUCAGGUCAGUUUCUAAUCAUUCAAUAUCGGCGGUACAUGUUAGAUUUGGACCUCUAAUCAUCCAAUUUUGGUCACAGUUUAAGUCCAUCAUGUCAAUUUUGCGAAAAAUAUGUUCUUAUUGUACCUUGAGCUUCAUUAUUAUUAGGUCAAAAUUUACUACUUUGUAUAUUGUUUAAAGAACGGUUAAUGAUAAUAUAUUGUCUAAUUAAGAAAUGAGGGUAUGUAGCUCCCAAGUUGG